UCAACACUCGCUUACAGCUGGUGCCGCCACUUCGUCCUCGCCGCGUCCUUCGUCUCGUCAGUGGCCUUUUGUGUCCGUGUCAGAUUUGAGUCCUCAAUAGGGAGAGGUGGGACGGGAAACUGUCUCUGUCGCCUGAGAAGGGGGAGGGGCUCAAAGUACACCUGUGGUCACAAACGGGUGACCAUUUCCAUUUAAGGGGGGACAUCUGUAUAAACUGGGGACAUUUAAUAUUUAAAGAUAAGUACUGGCAUUUAUUGUACAAAGUACAAACUGAAUGGGGACAUUUUUACAACGUGAGUACAUUUAUUGUACAAAGAUAACGCAAAAUGGGGACAUUUUACCAAAGUGAGGACAUUUAAUGUAUAAAGUAGACACAUGAAAGUAGGGACAAUUACCCAAAAUGGGGACAUUUAAAGCUGAGGUAACGUGUUUUAAGUCUCUUUAUUGUUGGGCCUGUACUCUUGUGUCUCAUCUGUUUUUAUUUAUUUUUUUUAGUUUGGGGUCAGGGACAGUGUUAUGUCAGCGAGGCUUAAAACAUCUGUCCAGUUAUUUGCAGCUGCAGGUUGUUAAUCCUGUCCUCAUUAGUGUUAGAGGACAGACAUAAUAUCUGGGCGGUGAUUGGUCAGAUUAAACCAACAGGAUUAAAUUACAGCUGUGCCGAGACGUGGACAAAAGAAGGUAGACAGACUGUGUGGACGACAGGAGUCGGGCGUCCUCGACAGGUAUGACCGCGGAGCCGUGAGACACUUUGUCCUGUUUGUCUUGUCUCGCUGCACCUCUGUCACCUUCAGCAAUGUUCGCAGGACGGGCGUCGGCAGCAGGGGCCGCUGUCGGGCCAAUGGUGGCAGGAAAAGGCGGGAAGUUCUCGGUGGAGGAGCUGUACGGGUUCACCAAGAAGCCAAAGGUGAAAAAAGGGAAUUCUGGGAAAACUGACCAAGGCGACGAUGGGAAGAAAGGCGCGAAGGAGAGGGAGGAGUCUGCGCUGGCGUCGCAGAUCCUGGUGGCGGCGAGGAGGCUGAUGGAGAGACGGAGGCUCGAGAGCUUCCUACAGGUGUGUGGCGUCGCCAUGGAGCAGAGUCACAUGACCUACAGGAAUCUUGGGAAAUCUGGACUGAGAGUGUCCUGUUUGGGCCUGGGAACAUGGGUGACGUUUGGCUCUCAGAUCUCUGAUGAGAUGGCGGAGAGUGUCAUGACGACAGCGUACGACAGUGGCGUGAACCUGUUUGACACAGCAGAGGUGUACGCCUCAGGCAGGGCGGAGACGACUCUGGGGAACAUCCUGAAGAAGAAAGGAUGGAGGAGGUCCAGUUAUGUGGUGACCACUAAGAUCUACUGGGGAGGACAGGCAGAGACGGAGCGAGGAUUGUCACGGAAACACAUUAUAGAAGGUUUGCUUGCAGGUCUGCGCGGCUCCCUCUCCAGGUUACAGUUGGACUACGUCGACAUUGUCUUUGCCAACAGGAGUGACAUCAAUGCGCCGAUGGAGGAGGUGGUCCGGGCCAUGACGUUUGUGAUUGAUCAGGGUUUGGCGAUGUAUUGGGGAACAUCACGCUGGAGCGCAGUGGAGAUCAUGGAGGCCUACUCUGUAGCCAGACAGUUUAACCUGGUUCCUCCAGUGUGUGAACAGGCCGAGUAUCAUUAUUUCCAGAGAGAGAAGGUGGAGCUUCAACUGCCAGAGCUCUACCACAAGAUAGGUGUCGGAGCAAUGACCUGGUCUCCGUUAGCUUGCGGUCUGCUUACAGGAAAGUACAAUGAGGGCAUCCCUGAGAGCUCCAGGGCUGCCAUGAAGGGCCAUGCGUGGCUGAAGGAGCAACUCUGCAGUGAUGAGGGAAAAAAGCAGCUCAGUAAAAUCAAAGAGCUCCACCUGCUGGCGGAGAAGCUGAACUGCACACCUGCUCAACUCGCUAUAGCAUGGUGUCUCCGCAGUGAGGGCGUCAGCUCGGUUCUCCUCGGAGUCUCCAACACAGAACAGCUGCUGGAAAACCUCGGUUCUCUUGGGGUCCUGACUCAGCUGACCCCGCCCCUCAUCACGGAGAUGGACGCGUUGCUCAGCAACAAGCCACGAAACGCCAAGAAGGAGGGGCGUACCUGAGUUGACGUCCCCGACCCACGAAGAUGAGACAAGGAUGGCCACCUUGUCGUCAUGGCGACGGGAGCAUGUUGACAUCCGUCCACAGAUAGUAUUUGGUUGGGGGGGGGGAGUGGGCGGGGCCACAAAAUCCACCGGGAAGCAUUGGCACAACAAUACAGAAAUGCAUGACGACGCAAAUAUGAUAAUCAAUAACUUUAUCUAAAGUGAAAUGAAUGAAAGGAAUGAUACGAUAAUGUCACAAUAUUUAAGUCACGAUAUCGCAAAUAUCAAUUUUUAUGCUUAUCCACAAAAAGUUUAACGUUUAUUAGUGACAAAAAAAACUUGGUGUCUCAAACAUCAUAUUCCACCGUUCACAGGGAAGAACUUUUUUGUUUGUUUGUUUUUUUAAAUAAUAACAACCUCAUACUGGAGUCCGCCUUCGAGCAACACUGUGACAGCAAGAGUUGUCGCCAUGGUAGCACGCAUCACCACGGCAACCUCCCCUUGCACAAUACAUUUAUAUUUAUAACAUAUUUAUAACAUAUAUAUAUAUAUAUAAAGUGUCUAUUUUGUGAUUGUAGCAGAUGUAGUUUUCAAUAUAAUCAAUAUUAAAAGAUAUUGAUCACAACAAACGUUGAUUUUCCUCAAAAGCACAAGAAAAUAUAAUAUUAAUAUUUAUUAUCAUUAUUAUCAAUGACAUUCACCGGUCA
Molecule: messenger RNA, 2781 nt
Organism: Solea senegalensis (Senegalese sole)
Lineage: Eukaryota; Metazoa; Chordata; Actinopteri; Pleuronectiformes; Soleidae
Product: voltage-gated potassium channel subunit beta-3-like
Exons: 14
Coding region: 794-2092 (432 amino acids)
Biological process (GO): potassium ion transport; regulation of potassium ion transmembrane transport; transmembrane transport
Cellular component (GO): voltage-gated potassium channel complex; cytoplasm; membrane
Molecular function (GO): transmembrane transporter binding; potassium channel regulator activity; voltage-gated potassium channel activity
Source: RefSeq, a predicted model, not a curated record